This is a messenger RNA of Brachypodium distachyon (stiff brome), 2092 nucleotides long. RefSeq names its product phosphoglycerate mutase-like protein AT74H. The coding region runs from base 514 to 1536 and encodes 340 amino acids. Lineage: Eukaryota; Viridiplantae; Streptophyta; Magnoliopsida; Poales; Poaceae. The transcript is spliced from 4 exons. The record is from RefSeq and is a predicted model, not a curated record. Gene Ontology annotation, molecular function: phosphatase activity.
GAGAGAAAGAGAGAGAGAAACCAAUUCAGUUCAAAUCUCUAUCUCUCUCUCUUCCUGCCUUUGUGGACCUCCUCACGAGCCCAAGCAGAGCAGAGGCGCCUUUCCUCCUCCUUCCUCGUCCUCCUCGCCACGGAAGAACCGCUCCACGCCGACGAGAUAUUCUCAUCAUUUGGGCUAAGGAUUUAUAGAGGUGUGCAGCCUGUUCUUGUUUCAACCGUCUCUCAGAUUCGGAUAUAACUAAUUGAGUUGGAAAUAAAGAAAGGCGACCUCUUGGAGAUCAAGGAGCAGUGUUGUAGUGAGAUUGACAAAGGAAGCAUCCAGAUUUGGAUCGUCUCGUUAACAAUUCCUUGCAGCGUAAGCCGCGCGGCGCCAAGAAUUUACAGAGUUUGUUUUGUUGCUCCUGUCCAGUCUCCACCACCCAACCACCUCUGUCUCUCUCCCUUCCACUAGCCCCCACUUCCCCUGUCUCCCUCUGUUUCUCUAUAAAACCCAACACACGCCCUGGCGCCAGCGAUGUCAUCACCAUCGUCCCCACGAGCGGAGGGGAGCCAAGGAGCCGCCGGCGGCGGCGGAGGCGAAGCGAAGGAGAGCUACUGCGGGUUCUGCGAGAUGACGAAGCAGCACGCGGCGGGGUGCGCGCGGCGGCUGCCGAAGCGGAUCAUCCUGGUGCGGCACGGCGAGAGCCAGGGGAACCUCGACAUGUCGGCCUACUCCACCACGCCCGACUACCGCAUCCCGCUCACCCCGCGCGGCGUCGAGCAGGCGCGCGCCGCCGGGAAGGGCAUCCUCGACGUGGUCUCGACUUCCGCCGCCGAGGCGAGCCCGGACCCCAACUGGAAGGUCUACUUCUACGUCUCCCCCUACGAGCGCACCCGCGCCACGCUGCGCGAGAUCGGCGCCGCCUUCCCCAAGGACCGCGUCAUCGGCGCCCGCGAGGAGUGCCGCGUCCGGGAGCAGGAUUUCGGCAACUUCCAGGUCGAGGAGCGGAUGCGAGCCGUCAAGGAGACCCGCGAGCGCUUCGGCCGCUUCUUCUUCCGCUUCCCCGAGGGCGAGUCCGCCGCCGACGUCUUCGACCGCGUCGCCAGUUUCAUGGAGUCGCUGUGGAGGGACAUCGACAACGGGAGGCUGGACCAGAGCACGGGGUGCGAGAUCAACCUGGUGAUCGUCUCGCACGGGCUCACCUCGCGGGUCUUCAUGAUGAAGUGGUUCAAGUGGACGGUGGAGCAGUUCGAGCGCCUCAACAACUUCGAGAACUGCGAGUUCAGGGUCAUGCAGCUCGGCCCCGGCGGCGAGUACAGCCUCCUCAUGCACCACACCAAGGAGGAGCUCGAGCGAUGGGGCCUCUCGCCGGAGAUGAUCACCGACCAGCAGUGGCGCGCCGCCGCCAACCGCCGCAGCUGGGCCGAGGAGUGCGGCUCCUUUAUCGCCACCUUCUUCGACAACUGGGACGAUACGCCGCCCGAGGAAGAUGACGGCUGCAACGGCGACGACUGCCGCCAGGAAGAAGACGAUGGCAAGGACAAGUUGCUCGAGUAACCCCGAUCAACUCGCCCUGCCCUUUCUUUAACCUUAUUGGAGUUUCUUCGAAUUCGAUGCUGCUGCACACCUUGUUCGUUCCUCGACGACCGGAAGGAUUCAGACGACGAGAUUCGCAAGAUCAAGCUGCCAAAGUGUCCCAACUGACUUGCUCUUCCAUUAGUUUGGCCAAAGUUCUUCAGAAUUGAUACUGCUAGUGCUUUUCGCCAUGGAUGGAUGUAGCCAUUGCUGGUUUGUUUUUCUUCAAUUUGCAACCUGUUCAUAGUAGCUAGAAAUUCAGAUACAAUUGGGGAAAUGCAGUAGAGGGUACUCUGAUUGAGAGCACUUGGAGAAUGAUUUGGGGACAUUGAGGUUUUCGUUUCCAUUUCGUCCUCAUUUCCAAGUUUGUUUUGACUAUGCUGAUACAUGGUUGAAUUUACAACCUGUUUUUAGUAGUUCUUGUUCACUUGUUCAUAGAGCUAGACAUUUGGAUGUGAUUUGGGGAAAUGCAGAACAGAAGGUACUCUGCUUUGGAGCAGAUACUUGAGAAUAAUAUAACUGGAGUUUCUCAUAUUAA